GAUCAUCAGCCGCACAUACCUGCUGCAGUAAACAAACCAGUGGGGCGCCUGUCAUCCGUUAGGCGGUCUAGUCGCUCCUAGUCUCUACUCACGCCCACUGCUGAUGCGUGAUGGUCUAGGGGCGGCGUGUGAGGUGCCUGUUGACCCGGGGAAGGGGAAGGAAGGGAACUGAGCACCCUCUCCGUGCCUGCAGGAUGUCGCUGUUCAAGGCGCGAGAGUGGUGGGGCACGGCAGUGGAGGCAGCCACCCCUGGAGAGGAGGAGGAGUGUGACGCGGGCUGUCUGCUGGUGGCUAACGUCAACAAUGAACAGCCGGCGAGGGACAAGGUAGUGGUGGGCGGCUUCUCCGGCUCUCUCAGGGUCUUCUUACCGCAGGCGCACAGGUCAGAGGAGGGGGAGGAAGUGUCAGGUUACCGGCCCGACCACCUGCUCCUGGAAACAACUCUCAACUACCCUAUACUACAGCUGGCGGUUGGGAAGUUUGUCUCGAGUAACAGUCUGGAGCACCUCUGCAUCCUUCACCCAGACCGCCUGGUAGUGUGCUCUGUAGUGGGUGUGGGUGGUGGUGGCGGUGGUGGCGGGCAGGGUGAACACUUCCGCCUCACCAUCGCGUACCAGCACAAGUUGCCUCGCCGCGGUCACUCUCUGGUCACUGGGACCUUUGGUGGGGUCCGAGGAAAACACUACUUGGCGGUGCAGUCGCUGGAUGGGUGUCUGGUGGUGUACGAGCAAGAGAGUCUGGCCUUUGUCACCUUCCUGCCUGGGUCACUCCUGCCGGGGCCCAUCGCGUACCUCCCCCGCGCCGAUGCCAUUGUGACGGUCGCUGCUGAUUGGUCGCUUCAGUGCUAUAGAUACCAAACAAUAGCAGUAGCAUCCGAAAACGACAACACCACCAACAACACCACCGCAGCCGCCGCGAUCCCACCAAACAACAACAACAACAGCAGCAACAACAACCGGGGGGGCAGCGGCGGCCGGCGGCUGACCCCAGAGUGGACGCAGCUACUUGGGGAGGCUGCGGUGGAAUUGAAGGUGGUGGGGGGGGAGGAGGGGGAGCCUGUGAGCCUGCUGGUGUUGGCACAGAGAGGAAUAUAUUGCUUCAAGGAGUCUGGGGUGCUGAAGUUUGUGAAGAAGCUCGAGUUUGAUCCUUCCUGCUUCACUGCCUUCAUUGUGGACAAGGGCAUUCACAUCUGCGUCGCCAGCCACACCAACACUCUGCUGGUGUACCGAGAGACACAGCUGAAGUGGGCGUCUCAGCUGCAGUUCCCCCCAGUGGCCUUGACCCGCGCUGACUUCCCGGGCCCAAGGUUCCUGAGGGGCAUCACGGGGGCGCUGGUCAUGCUGGGGGAGGCGGGGCAGGUACAGGUCACAUAUCUCGGCACCGACCCAUCGCUGUUCGUCGCUCCGCCCACUGAGACAAGGGAGAUUAACUACGACCACACUGACAAGGAGCUGGUUCGCCUACACAAGAUUAUCAAGGCCUCCACAAAGGAUACCGGAGCGUUGGUUGGCAUGGGUCGCGGUGAGAGUGACCUUCUAGUGUAUGGUACAGUUGGCACUCAGCUGGAGCCCUGGGCCGGGGAGACGAGGGUGGCGCCGCUGGAGGGGGAGGGGGGUACAGUGCCAGCCGUCCCCGUGGUACUGCGCAUCACGGCUCACACUCCUCUCAACACUGUGCGGGUCAAUGUGGCGGUGGAGAAGCCCAUUGGUGUGACGCAGGACACGUUUGUUCUGCGGACUGUGUGCGACACCAGCCAGAUAAUGAUUAAGUUCUACCAAGCUGAGCCGUACAUCCCGCCCAGCCUGUCCGUCACCAUCAUCACCUCCUACGUCAGCCAUACAGGGGCACCACGUAUCAACACAGUGCAGCUUGAGUUGCCGCUGCGUCUGGUGGUGCGCCCGUGUACGCCCAGCAAGGAGGCCGACCACAAGAUCACAAUAUCCAGCAACAAAGCCGCUGUUAACCUGCCAGACCUCUUUCCUGAGCUGGUGCAGGACGCAGGGGUGGGCACGGCAAUCGGUCUACAGUACUACAAUGGGAUGGAGGUGACCAUUCUGUCCUCCCGCACCACCAACAGAUACCGCCUGCAGUCUGACAGCAUGGCGGCUCUUUGGCUCAUCCUGAAGGAGCUGAUGCGGCGCCUAAAGGGGUACUGGAACCAGCCGAGCCGCAGGGACGGGGAGGAGCUGCAGCUGGGUGUCGCCUCCUCCUUCCCCACCCACGAGCUCUUCUUUGAGAUUGAUGCCCACUUCAUUCGCCGCAAGAAACACAAGGAGCUGGAGCUCCAGUUGGCAAGGCGUUCAGCUCAGUUCCGUGCAGUCCAGCGUCGCCUCCUUACCAAGUUCAAGGACAAGACGCCGACACCCCUUGCCAACCUGGACAGUCUUCUGGAGGGGACCUACAAGCAGAUUCACGUCACUGAUGUCAUCACUGAAAAUCUUAAGGGCAUGGAGGAGGACGGAUGCCAGCUGAGUUGCGUGGUGCGCCUGGUGCUGGAGAUGACCCGCCUAGCCACUGGCAUGAGCGACCAGGAGUUUGCCCUCCUCUCAGCGGCCGUGUCCCCUGUGGUGCACCUCUCCAUGGAGCAGGGUUGGGAGGAGACAACAGAUGCUGCCAUCACCUUCCUCCUGCGAUCAGUGCUAAAUCGAGGGAGCUUGGUGGGCGGGGACCCCAGUACAGCCGUCCCCCCCCCAACACCCAUGCCCCGUGAUGCCCCACCCACCCCAGAGCUCACCAUGCCUCCUGACACCAGUAAGCUCAAGAAACACCUGGGCAUUCUGCUGGACAAGAUCACAAAGGGAGGCGCUCAACUGUCUCUGGAUUCCACAUCUGAGACCAAGAUGCCAGAGUUGAGUAAGGAGACAGUGUGGCAUGAUGAGCCAGAGGACCCAUCAGAGCCACCGCCGCCACCGCCAGAGGACGACCCCACCAAUGUGCCUCUGGGGUCGCGUCUGGGGGAGGACCGGGCGCGCUCAGCCAGGAUCAGGUCAGCUCGCCAAGGCCCACGACCGCCCCUCACGCCCGCCUCCCUCUCAGAGGACAUGCCUGAGGAGGACCCUGCUACAGAACCCACACCAUCAGAGGAGCUGCCAGACCUUACAGGCAACCCAGCAGCCAUCCAGCCGCCUCCUCCUACAGUAGAAGAGGAACCCGAGCCACAAGUAGUAGACACACCUUUACCAGACCCCCAGGGACCUAAGGCGACCCUGCCACCCCUUCAGGAAGACCCCAGCGCCCCGCCAGGAGUGUCAGGGGUUACCAAGAAGGAUCAACUAAAGAAAGAGAACACCAUUGAGAGUCCUGCUGAUAUAUUUGACCUCAUGGAAGGGGAUGAUGUUUGGUAGUGGAGAGAGAGAGAGAGAGAGAGAGAGAGAGAGAGAGAGAGAGAGAGAGAGAGAGAGAGAGAGAGAGAGAGAGAGAGAGAGAGAGAGAGAGAGAGAGAGAAAUGCCAGUCUAGUCAUUAUUUUAUCCUUCUAGUCAGUUAUGCAGUCUUUACAAUGUCUAGUCUUUUGUGUGUGUGUGUGUGUGUGUGUGUGUGUGUGUGUGUGUGUGUGUGUUUUUAUCUAUUCACAAUUGAUAAGUUUUCUCUUGUUCUCUAAGUUCAGCGGUGGUUUGAAUCGCUUGUCAUCCGUAAGAGUCAAAGGCUUCUAAGUUGAUGUAAUGGAAGGACGCCAGAUACUGCCUGAGGUCAUAAUGCACCAGUGAGGCAGGAGUGCAUGAGAAGUGUUGGGAUCUUUUGCUUUAUAUUGCAUUUCUUUCCUUUAUAUUCUUUAGGUUGCAAUUUUGUGCCUUGGAAAUCUUUGUUUGUGUCCGUCUGAGGUUAGACUCAAGUGUGCCAGUGUGGCACUCGAGUGCCAGGGAUGAUGAAGUAAGACGAUCGGUGACACUGGUGGGUGUUUCUGUACAAAUACAAGGGCAGUGAGAGGCACAGAUGGGCAGCUGGAUGCACUGACCCAGCUGCACACCUGAGUCUGGCUGUAGUCAAAACCAUGUAUACAGUAUGCUUUAGGGUAUCUGUUAAUGUUAUAUACAGGCAGAAUUUAUAAUCUUAAUAUAACUCAAGACUGUAUUUACCAGUAUUCACCAUCUCUGCCUGUAUUUAUUAACAGUGACGGGUUCUUAAAGUAUGCCACAUCCUUGGGUUCGGACUGUUGAUGUGUAGGUUGCCAGAGUACGAAUAUUCAGUACCAGUGACCAAGCUGUGGCCUGUCCAGCUGUCCACCUCUGCCUCUCACUACUUAUAUCUCAAGCACACUAAAGGCCUAUCAGUGUCGCCAGUCUUGCCACACCAUCACAGGAACACUGGAGGCAGCAUCACAACAACACUCUCUGGAGAAGAUUACUGGUGGUCAAGCUGGUCCUGGCAUCCUCCCUUAAUGACACACUUCAAGCUACCACACCCCCCACACACUCUUGGUCCUGUCUCCCUCUGUCCCCUUCUGCAGUGCCACACCAUGCCUCUGCCUGGAAUACCACUUGCCCAACGUGCUUUCCACCUGCAGCACCUCCCACACUGGAUCCUCGUUGACACGUUUUACCUACUUGUUGCUUCGUGGACCUUGACAUUGCAACAUCUCCAGGCUUAUUAUGCAAGUGCUGUUCUUUACCAGAGUGUUGUCAUUGUAUUUUUCUGCCUUGCACUGUGGCAAAUACUAUGUAGUUGUGUAAUGAGUUAAUCUACAGGGUGUCCUCAGUUAAAGGAAAGGCAUCAGACAGAUGAGAUAAGACUACACAGUAGAUCAAGGAGCGAUUUGACAGGCAGUGAUGGUGACAUGUCUUGUGGGGUGAGUUGCGAGAUUAACAGCAUCCCUGGAGAGUUAAAGGGCAGGUGCGAUCCCAGGAGACAGUUGGCUCAAGGUGUGUUCCUUAUGGCCAAAAAUAGAUGCGCACACCAACAGUUGCACACACUACUUGCCACAGUGAAGGACAGAAAACACUAUACCAUGAAUAAUGUCACACUGAGGGAGACAACAGCACUCAUCCAGGAAUGUUGUAGAAGUUGAAGAAGUUGAAAGAAGCAACACAAGCAAAUAGAAUCCAUGAGGAUGUACUGUGGAAGGAGCUGCAGAGGAAGAGCAUGUCAGGUGAGGAGCAUUCUGGGCAUUGAAACGGCGUGGUGUUGCAGGCGGUGAGGGAAGACAACAUCCAGGCUUGGAGAGGGAAGUGUGCAGGGACCAGCAACCAUAUACCUGUAAGAGAGAGAGUAAUGUUGCCUCCAGUGCACACAAUGUAAUGAUGGCCGUCCAAAAUUCGUGAUAAGGAAUCCGUCCAUUAAAGAUUGAUUGUUGUGCAGUUAGGGACCAAUGGUGUCAGAUAACGGUGCAUUACACACACACCAGUCAGGAGUGUGUGAUGAGUGUGACUAUAGAGGUUUUCCCUUCAAGUGUUAGCCUUCCUGGUGGCAUAGCAUGUACUACCUAAAUAAAAUAAAACAGCCACAUA
Messenger RNA from Scylla paramamosain (green mud crab), 5442 nucleotides. It is a transcript of the gene BBS9, whose product is annotated as protein PTHB1-like. NCBI's taxonomy places the organism in Eukaryota, Metazoa, Arthropoda, Malacostraca, Decapoda, Portunidae. The transcript is spliced from 19 exons. Gene Ontology annotation, cellular component: membrane; BBSome. Gene Ontology annotation, biological process: cilium assembly. The coding region runs from base 195 to 3344 and encodes 1049 amino acids. The record is from RefSeq and is a predicted model, not a curated record.